Molecule: messenger RNA, 1483 nt
Organism: Verruconis gallopava
Lineage: Eukaryota; Fungi; Ascomycota; Dothideomycetes; Venturiales; Sympoventuriaceae
Exons: 1
Coding region: 71-1150 (359 amino acids)
Source: RefSeq, a predicted model, not a curated record
UUCCUCGGCGACUCGUAUAUCACUGCCUAACACUUCUGAAUAGACAACAACAAAUCAAUGAGUCGCAGCAAUGGCCAUAGAAGAAGACGAGCAAUACAACUCGGCAUCCGAUGAAGACUUUAAUCCAGACGCCGUGUCCGCCGUGGAAGACUCAUCGUCUGACGAAGACGCGGCUGAAGGAAGGACAGUUGCAAACAGUUCCCGGAGACAGGGCACGAAACGCUCGCGAGAAAAAAUUGAGAUCGGUGCUGAAUUAGACUCUGGCGACGAAGCGACUAUCAGAGAACGGAAAAGGAGGCAAAGGAGAAAAGGGAAAGUCGACGAAACCGAGCAGAGCGAGGACUCUACAAAUGUCUCGAGCGACGAUGGUGGCGAAGGCGGCUUCGUUCGCACCCGCGCGCAGAGACGCGCCGGAAAGAUUGAGCGAAGAGCGCUUGCUAGCACAAAAGGGGCCACCGUAGAUGUGGACGCGAUGUGGGCGCGCCUGUCAUCCAUGCCGGUAGGAAGGGCUCCAGAGCCUGAAAGUAUAUCGGCGGAAGGCGAAGACGACUAUGUUGUCAUAAAACGUACGACGAAAUUUGCCGGCCAAAUCACGACGGAAGAGAGGCGUGUGCUGAAAUCUAGCAAGGAGGCAAGGGUGUGGUUCGAGGAGCAGGAGACAGCGCAGCGGAGAAAAGAGCCAGAGAAGGAGAACAAGGCCCCGGAUGCGCAGCCUGGCAAUCAGCAGGACAUAGAUGAGCCGUCGCAAGCAGCACCAAGUAUGCCUCUGCGGCGGCCUCUGAAAAGACCGUUUAGGUGGGAUCCUAAUCCCACAGGCGAAGUCAAAGGCCUCCCAGCAAAUCUGCAAUUGCGCUGGCCUCGUGGUAGACUUCCUGCUGCUACUGCCACUGCUGACCCCAAUGAUACAAAUAUCGCCAGUCACCGGGCUCUACCAAAGCUGCCAGCUGCGGCUAAACUGAACACUGUACAGAAGAGCAAGUACGAUUGGGCUACUUAUGUCGAUGAGAAUAAAUUGGCGGAGGAAUUGGACGAGUACAGUCGCAGCAAAGAGAGCUACGCUGGUAGGACAGACUUCUUGAAUCGGCUGGAGCAGAAGAGAGAGGAGAAUCGGCUGGCGGCAAGAAGCAAGCUUAGUCAAGUACGACCGUAGAUGCCUGAAAAACGGAAACGCGGCAGACUGUUUGGUGCUUUCUUGAGCUGCUGGCAGUUCUAAAUUUGAGCGGAUAUGCAUUCUCCAGGUUGGAAUGGAUGGAUGGACGUGAGAGUGCAUAGUAAGACGUACAAUUGGCCUGCCAUCGCAAGGGCCGACUGCAACUUGCAAACGAUUGCAAAAGGUCGUAGAAAGAACACUGGUGUAAAGAGAGAUACCCUACCGCCUUUAAUUUUCUUUGCGUGCUGAAAUUGUUGCUCUUGGAGCAACUACAAUAGCUGCUAUAUAUUGAUCGCCUCCGAUAUCAAUCGAAGAGAUGCAUGCGAAUUUGAC